Messenger RNA from Gastrolobium bilobum, 997 nucleotides. Its product is annotated as protein RGF1 INDUCIBLE TRANSCRIPTION FACTOR 1-like. Bases 253 to 852 code for a protein of 199 amino acids. The transcript is spliced from 5 exons. NCBI's taxonomy places the organism in Eukaryota, Viridiplantae, Streptophyta, Magnoliopsida, Fabales, Fabaceae. The record is from RefSeq and is a predicted model, not a curated record. Gene Ontology annotation, molecular function: zinc ion binding.
GAAAGAAAGGAAAACAGACAAGCCCUGACCUCAAACUUCAACAUUAAACUACUUUUUAGCUUUUUUGUUUCUUGGAUUGAUCCAAAGAAAAUCCUUGUUCCUUUAUGUAUGUUCUUCUAUUAAAUUUAACUUUUUCAUAUAAUUUCGCUAUGUGAAAGCGCACAUAUAUUGCUUAUUACAAAAAGCUACGAUAAAGACAACUAUGGAGGCAACUGAGGAAAACAAUACCAAUGAGGGUAAUGCAGACCAAACAUGUGUUUUUCAUCCAAAUGCAUUUCCAUUCUCUCAUGGGAUGAGCAAGUGGAUAAAGCUUACCAGCCAAAGUGGCUUGAGGAUUUUCUGAGCAAAGCUUUCUUUGACCCAUGUACAGCUCAUCCUUCUUGUAGGAAUGAGUUGAACAAAUACUGUAUAAACUGCAGUGUGUCAGUUUGCCAAUAUUGCGCUUCAUCGAGUACUCAUUGCCAGCACAAGAUGCUUAAAAUCUAUAGACACCUUUUCACAGAUGUUGUCGCCCUUGCUGCUAUGGAGAAGCAUUUUGACUGCUCACAAAUUCAGCCCUACAAAUGCAAUAAGCGUUUGGUUAUUGCUCUGAAGCCUCUUCCACACUGUGGUUCAGCAAAAAGGAAUGAGGCAUGCAAUAUCUGUGGUAGAAAGUUGGCUGAGCCUGAUUUAUAUGACUACUGCUCCAUUUCUUGCAAGGUCAAAGCUGUUUUAAGCAAGCUUAAUGAUUCAGUUCCUGCCUCCAUUUCCACCCUGAGUCUUCAUCAGGAAAACAAGGAGGAAACUACUGAACCCUCUAAGUGGGUUAACAAAAGAAAGAGAACAACACCCCGUAGAGCUCCUUUCUUCUAAAAGCCUCAAGUUCAUGUAAUCUAGACAAUGAAUCUAUUAGUCAUGUUGUAAUGAAAUUAUUAAAUAUCCUGAAUUCUGAACUUUUUGUUGUGGCUUCUACUAUCUGUAUCAGAUUAUUAUGUAUCACAUUCUAGCUAAGUUGUUG